Messenger RNA from Entamoeba dispar SAW760, 1275 nucleotides. RefSeq names its product sphingomyelin phosphodiesterase, putative. Bases 1 to 1275 code for a protein of 424 amino acids. Gene Ontology annotation, molecular function: hydrolase activity. The transcript has a single exon. NCBI's taxonomy places the organism in Eukaryota, Evosea, Mastigamoebida, Endamoebidae. The record is from RefSeq and is a predicted model, not a curated record.
AUGCGUUCCAUUCUAUUUACUUUUCUUCUUAUUUCAGUCUGUUCUGCUUUUAAAGCAUGGGUAAUCACUGAUAGUCAUUUUGAUCGUGAAUACACUGUGGGAGCAUAUUCAAGAUGUAAUGAAAUGGAUUGUUGUCAUGACUACUCUAUUCCAAAGAAAGGUAAAGAAGAUUUUAUCUCUGGACAGUGUGGAGAUUACAACUGUUAUCCACCACUUAAUGUUAGUCAAUCAGCAUUUGAUUUUAUUUAUCAACAUAGAAAUGAAUCUACAACAGUUUUUUGGAUGAUGGAUACUUUACCUGCUACUUUUUUAAAACAAUCUAAAGAAAGAAAUGUUUAUCAUAUUAAAACUCAAACUAUGGAAUUACAAAAAAGAUUACCUGGAUUUAAAGUUUUUCCUGCUCCUGGAAAUCAUGAUUACUUUAAACAUUCUGAAUGGCAAUUUCCUCCUGAAAGUCAAUGGAUGUUAGAUAUUAUGAUUGAUUUAUUUAAACCAUGGUUAUCUGAUAGUUCUUUAGAAACUUUUAGAAAGGGUGGAUAUUAUACUGAAUUAAUUGAUUCUGGAAUGCGUUUAAUAUCAUUAAAUAUGGCAUAUUUAGAUGUUUAUGGAAUUCAUUCUCAAGAAUAUCCUGCUAAAGAUCCAGGAAAUAUGGUUGCAUGGCUUAAUUCAACUCUUAAAGAAGCAAAAGAAAAUAAAGAACGAGUUGUUCUUAUUUUCCAUGAACCAAUUGGAUUAAAGUCAAGUGGUGCAGUAACUGUUCAUCCCAAAUUUAAUCAAGAUUUCAAUCAUAUGAUGACUUUAUAUGGAGAUAUUAUCAUUACAAUUCUUACUGGUCAUGAACAUCUUGCAGCUGUAAGACUACUUCCUUCUUAUGAAAAUCCAACAUUUAGUGUUAUAGGAAAUCCUGCUUGUACUUCAAGAACUAAUUUAGACCCAAGAUUCCGUUUAGUGGAAUUUGAUAUUCAAAGUCUUAUUGGAUGGAAAGAGUAUAAACUUGAUAUUGAAAAAUGUAAUUCAAAUGGUAAAUUUGAUUGGGAAUAUGAUUAUGAUACCAAAUCAUUAUUUGGUUUCAAUAGACUUUCCUUACAAGAUACAAAAGAAUUUAUUCGAAAAUUAGAAAAGGACGAUUCUUUCUUUGAUAAAUACAGAAUGCAUUGUGGAUUCCAUAACGGAAAAGAAUAUCCUGGUAAUUCUCGUCAUGCUUUCAUUUGCUCAUUAAUAUCAUUAACUGAAACCCAAUAUCUUGAAUGUGUCAGAAACGGACCAAUUCAAUAA